Molecule: messenger RNA, 2161 nt
Organism: Vitis vinifera (wine grape)
Lineage: Eukaryota; Viridiplantae; Streptophyta; Magnoliopsida; Vitales; Vitaceae
Product: probable polyamine oxidase 5
Exons: 1
Coding region: 260-1948 (562 amino acids)
Molecular function (GO): polyamine oxidase activity
Source: RefSeq, a predicted model, not a curated record
GGGAAUUGGGGAAUUGGGGAGUUUUGUAUAGAGCCGAUGUUACUAGUAGAGUUGAAGAAAAGUAGAGCCCUGUCUUUAUUAGAGAAAAAAAUAAUGUAAAAAUGAGUACCAAGAAGCCAAAUACCAGACUACUUCUUAUAAAUUCCUAAUCAGUAACUCAAUCUCACCUCACAGUUCCCCUCACUUUGCUCUCUAUCUUUUUGAGUCUAUCUUUUGGUGUGCUGGUGAAAGUAGCAGAAGAGAGGAGAGGGUAGCAACAAUGGUGGCCAAGAAGCCAAGGAUUGUGAUAAUUGGAGCAGGAAUGGCUGGUCUCACAGCUGCCAACAAGCUCUACACCUCCACUGGCUUCAAAGAUUUGUUUGAGCUCUGUGUGGUGGAAGGAGGGACUAGAAUUGGAGGAAGGAUAAACACUUCUCAGUUUGGUGGUGACCGGAUUGAGAUGGGUGCAACUUGGAUUCAUGGCAUUGUGGGUAGCCCAAUUCACAAGAUGGCUCAAGAACUCCACUCACUGGAGUCUGACCAGCCUUGGGAGUGCAUGGAUGGCUACCUGGACUCCCCCACAACCAUGGCUGAAGGCGGGUUUGAGCUAGGCCCCUCCACGGUAGACCCUGUGUCCACUCUUUUUAAGAAACUGAUGGAUUUUUCUCAGGGGAAGCUGAUUGAAGAUAGUGUUUGCAGUGAAGAAGUUGAUUAUGUCAAGCUUGGAGCUAAGGCUUCCAAGGUCUCUACUAUCAAUGGUGGCGGCUUUGGCAAGCUCAGUGUUGGGACUUUUCUUCGGCGUGGCCUAGAUGCUUACUGGGCUUCUGUCAAAGACCGAGAGGAGAUCAAGGGGUAUGGUAAUUGGAGCAGGAAGUUGCUGGAAGAAGCCAUUUUUGCAAUGCAUGAGAGCACUCAAAGGACUUACACAUCUGCAGGUGAUCUGUCAACUCUGGAUUAUGAUGCAGAAAGCGAGUAUAUAAUGUUUCCAGGGGAAGAAGUCACCAUUGCUAAAGGUUACCUGAGCAUAAUUGAAGCUUUAGCGUCUGUUCUACCUGCUGGAUUGAUCCAACUAGGCCGGGAAGUCACCAAAAUUGAGUGGCAGCCUGAGUGCCAUCGAUCAGUGGAGGUGGAAAAUGGUUAUGGAAGUAGGCCAGUGAAGCUACAUUUCUGUGAUGGAUCGACUAUGUCAGCUGAUCAUGUCAUUGUUACAGUCUCUUUGGGGGUGCUUAAAGCUGGAAUUUGUGGAGAUUCAGGUCUCUUCAAUCCUCCACUUCCCUCCUUCAAGACUGAGGCAAUAUCAAGGCUUGGAUAUGGGGUUGUCAACAAGUUGUUUGUUCAAUUAAGUCCAAGCCAUGAUCAUGAGGGGAAGAAGUUGAACAAGUUCCCAUUCCUACAAAUGGUUUUUCAUAGAUCAGACUCUGAACUGAGGCAUCAAAAAAUCCCGUGGUGGAUGAGGAGGACAGCUUCUGUGUGUCCAAUCUACAACAAUUCAAGUGUGCUACUAUCUUGGUUUGCAGGAAAAGAAGCUCUGGAGCUUGAAAAGAUGAAAGAUGAGGAGAUUCUUAAUGGGGUUUCAGUUACAGUGACAAGCCUUCUAUCAAAGUCUAAAUCCCAUGAAUUAUGCAAUGGGAAUGUGAAUCCUGUGGAGAGCUCCAAUGGAAGUGAAGUGAAAUUUAUAAAGGUUCUGAAGAGCAAAUGGGGCACUGACCCUCUCUUCAGGGGAUCAUACAGUUAUGUGGGGGUGGGAUCAAGUGGAGAAGAUUUAGACUCCAUGGCCAAGCCAUUGCCUGAAAGCAGCAAGAGUGGGGCUAAUGCUUGCCCUCCACUUCAAAUUCUAUUUGCAGGGGAAGCAACACACAGAACCCACUACUCUACAACUCAUGGAGCUUAUUUUAGUGGCCUCAGAGAAGCCAAUAGGCUUCUGCAACACUAUAACUGUGUUGGGGUUUCAGAGUUGUUGCAGCAUUAGAAUACCAGCCACUUUUUUCAACACCUAUUUUCUAUGAUCUCCUUCUCAAUUUCAUCUAAAGCAUUUUGCUACUCUUUGUUUUUUUCCUCUCUUUCUACAAAGUGGGCAAUAGUGGGGGGAGGGAGAGAAAAAAAAUUAUUGAGAGGUGAAAGAGAGAUGGGGACAUUUUUAGAUGUACUGAAUGAAUUAAAGAAGCUUCUUUUCAUUUUUCUA